AUGCACCUCGCCGAAGAGCAACCGUUGUUUGUGCAGUUCAGCUCACUGGCACCUGAGCGAUUCUCGGAAACCUCAAUCACUCCUGCAACGGAAACGGAGCGUAUUGUCCAUAGCCUCGUCGCAGAUGUCAUUGGCAUCGAAGAAACUGCAUUUGGUGUUGAGGAUGACAUAUUCCGGCUGGGAGCUAAUUCCAUCACUGCGAUGAGUCUUGCCUCUAUUGCGAGGACAAAAGGCCUCUGUAUAACAGUGCCACAGAUUCUCCAGAAUCCCACAGUCCAACAGAUGGCCAAUUUGAUCCAGAACACCUCGCAGGGAAAAUUUAUCCCCCCCGGCAAACCGACGGGGUCACCCAGCCUCUCGCAGAAACCGGGAUGCACGCAAGCUUUGCGGCAGCUUGUAUCAAGAAAAUGUCACAUCGACGAGUCAUUGGUUGAAGCCGCUUAUCCGUGCACGUCUCUUCAAGAGAGUCUUUUCUUACGGUCAAUAAAAGAUGCAGGCUCGUAUAUGAUCCGAUACGAGUGGGCCAUUCCCGGGCAUCUCGACCUCCCAAAAUUGAGAGAAGCAUGGGACUUUGUCAUUCAAAAAUAUGACAUACUUCGAACCCGAUUCGUCGAAGAUGAUGAGUCAACCAUCUGGCAAGCUGUCAUACCUGAGAAGCUCCAGUGGCGAGUUAUAACAAACAAAACUCAGAUGAAAGACAAAUUCAACACAGGCUUUGGCAAACCGUUGCUACGCCUUGGUUUGUUUCAAGGUCAAAGCACGGAACAAACCUCGUCGUUUAUUUUUGAGGCACAUCACUCGAUUAUGGAUGCCUGGAGCUGCGACUUAGUGCUCGACGCAUUCUCGACUGCUUACAACAGCCAAUUAGCUGCCAGCCAACUGGCAACAAACAGUCCUCAAUUUGGCUCUUUCAUAGAUUAUAUUUCCAGCAUUGACGAAGAAGACUCCAAAAUGUUCUGGACACAACAGUAUAGUGGUUUCAGAGGGCAUCGGCUUCCGCUCCGGUCACCAGCAUUAGCAGAACCGAGAGACUGUCUAAAGGCUCGGGUGCUCUACAAGUCUUCAGAAACCUCGCCAUUCACAGUAUCGGAAUAUCUGAGAGCAGCGUGGGCGAUUGUAAUCUCGUCCUUCUCGGAAGAGACUGACAUUGUUUUUGGUAUUGUUGAAAGCGGGCGAGACAUCUCUCUAUCUGGUAUUGAGAGUAUUAUCGGCCCAACAAUUGCGACUCUGCCUGUGCGAACCCAAGUUUUUCCCACGGAGCAAAUCAUCGACUUCAUGCAGAAACUACGCCAUCAGCGAGCGCAAAUGGUGCAUCAUCAGCAUUUUGGGCUGCAAAAUAUAGCCUCUGUAUCUGCUGAAGCAGGUAGAGGCUGUGAGUUCCAAAGCCUGCUCGUCAUUCAGGCGCCGGUACAACGGAGAAAGAAUGCAGUGCUGCGCGUUGAGGACGCGGCGGUCGGUGUAGCAAUGACAGACUACCCCAUUGUUUUGGAGUGCUUCCUCGAGGAAGGUGGCGUAGGCUUUGUUCUUGAUUACGAUGCUUCAAUGAUAGCAAGUGCAGACGCAAAAAAGCUAUUGGCGGGUAUCAGGACGGCUUUCCAGCAGCUACGCGAGGGAUUAACCGAGCGCCUAUUGAGAGACCUGACACCUACCAUAUCUACCGACAAGUUGAAGCUCGAGAAAUUAAAUUCGAAUCUACCACGAUAUGUAAAAGAGAAGAUUCAUCACCUGAUCUCAGAUCAAGCGCGAAAUGAACCCUUGGCUCCAGCCAUUAUGUCCUGGGAUGGGGAGAUGAACUUCCGUCAGAUUGAUCAGACUUCCACUCGAUUAGGGGAAUACCUUAAUUACCUGGGAUAUGGAGCUGAAUCUGUUAUUCCUGUCUGCUUCGAAAAGUCGAUGUGGUAUAUCAUCGCUGUUCUAGGAACACUGAAGGCUGGCGCCGCGUUUCUACCCUUGGACCCAUCCCAGCCUAUCGGACGCCUGCAUGAGAUAAUCGGCCAAAUACAAGCCGACGUUUGUCUGGUAUCUGGAGAAACUGACUCGCUUUUCCCAGCUCCGCAGUUUAAAACUAUAACGGUUUCUAAAGAUGGCUGGCCGCUGCGCAAUGCUAACGAUGGCCUUUGCUUGUCGAAGGCUGAUAGCACAGGCAAUCCAGAAAAUCCAAGGCAAUCAUCCAAUCUUGCGUACAUCAUUUUUACCUCGGGAAGUACGGGAAAGCCAAAAGGCGUAAUGAUCGAACACGACUCGUUCUGCUCUGGAGCUUGUGUGCGAGCAGAGCGGAUACAUCGUAACAAAAACUCGCGAGUUUUUAGCUUCUCUUCCUACAGCUUUGAUACGAGUAUUGAAGACGUACUGACAACUUUGAUCGUUGGUGGCUGUGUCUGCAUUCCUUCAGCGCAUGAGUGCAAAAAUGAAUUGGCCGACGCCAUCCAGCGUUAUCGUGCCAAUACUCUCGACACGACACCUUCGGCAGUUGCUGCAAUGUCUCCAGAGGACAGUCCAGGACUCACAACAGUCAUCUUGGGAGGGGAGGCAAUGACUGCCGACAAUGUAGCCAAAUGGGCAUCCCGAGUUACUCUGAUCAACACCUACGGGCCAAGCGAGUGCUCUAUCGUCAGUACAGUGGCUCCUCCGGCAAAGAUGAAUACCGAUCCAUCGAAUAUUGGUCACGGUGUCGGUUGUAUCACUUGGGUUGUGGAUGAAAAUGACCACGAAAGACUCGUGCCUAUUGGCGAAGUAGGAGAGCUCCUCAUAGAGGGGCCAAUUGUUGGGCGCGGCUACCACGGGGACGAAACCAACGAAGCCUUCCUUGGCAAUACGAAAUGGCGUUCAACCUUCAGUUUGAAAUCCAGCUGGAGAAUUUACAAGACGGGUGACCUCGUCCGAUAUGCAACUGACGGAUCUAUUAUCUUUGUGGGAAGGAAAGACAGCCAAUGCAAAAUCCGGGGCCAGCGCGUCGAGAUUGCAGAGAUUGAACAUAGGUUGCGAGAUGUCAUUGCGCACGAGCAGAUAGCAGUCGAAUGCAUUCCACUUCCCGACCUGGGGCCUACCAUUGUUGGGUUUCUGGGAGAGAGAACAAAGGAUGAAAGCAGUGACGCCGCACUUCACGCGGCAAGUUCGCUGCCCCCGAUGUUGAGCAGCAUCCAGUCUCAUCUUGUGACUGACCUACCUACAUAUAUGCUUCCCUCAUUUUACGUCGAGGUCAGGCACUUUCCUAUGCAAAUCUCUGGAAAGCUUGGUCGCGCAGCGCUCAGGAGCAUUUUCAUGAAGCUUUACAAAACGCAAUAUAGCAGCCGCAACACAGUGGCCGCAACACUAAGUAAGAAACAACCCCAGCAUUUUAUUGGAAUGGCCCUUCAAACUCUCUGGGCUCGGCAACUGGGUAUCACAGCCACUAAUAUAGGUCUACACGAUACAUUCUUUGCACUCGGUGGAAACUCUCUCAAAGCCAUGCAGCUUGUCGCCCAAUGCAGAAAAGCCGGUCUUUCUUUAACGGUAGAAGAUAUAUUCAAGGGUCCCAGCCUGGAAGAGAUGACUGCCGCAGUUGUCUCACGUGUCAGUGCCACCGCGAUGCCCGGCUGUGAUGACCAAAACAACGCCGAACUCUCUCGGCUCCGUGACACUAUUCCCACGAUUGACAACGCGACCACCCAAGAAGUUUGCGCGGCUUGUGGGAUAACAGCCAACCUCAUAGAGGAUAUAUAUCCGUGUUCACCGCUGCAGGAACUAUUCAUGCGGGGAAGCCUACAUCAGCCAGGGUCAUACAUCGCCACUCACAUAUUCAAGAUUGCUCAUGACGCAGAUCCACACAAGUUGAUUGAAGCCUGGUCUACAGUAGCCGAUGAUAGUUGCAUCCUCCGAACGAGAUUGGUACAGACUGAGUCUUCAGGUCUAGUGCAGGUCGUUCUCCGCGAGAAAUUGGCAUGGAAAAGCGCGGCAACAUUAGACGAAUGCCGCCGCAACUCCGAGCACAUGGCUAUACAUUCUGGCUCUCCCCUGUCCCAGCUGUACUUGGUUGAAGGAGAGGAUUCCUACUUGGCCUGGACUGCGCAUCAUGCCAUCUAUGAUGCCUGGAUGCUGGAUCAACUGACCGAAGCUCUUCGAGCGGCAUAUGAUGGCACCUGGGUCCGCCCAAAAGCUGAUUAUCGCGAUUACAUCCGAUACCUCAGGACAUUGGAUUCUGAAGAGACUCGACGAUUCUGGAAGAGUCAGCUGGCGUCACCGUCUUCUGUUGGUCAUUUCGUCAAACAAGACCAACAACGCCAUACUCUGCGAAUGGAACGCUCACUCGAACAGACUAUCCAAAUUACAUUUCCCAAUACGUCCAAUCUUGCAUUCUCAACAUAUAUUCGCGCGGCCUGGGCAUUGACGGUCUCGGAGUACGGUGAAUCUCAAGAUGUCAUAUUUGGGAUUGUUUUAGCCGGACGCGCACUACAACUUACCGAUGUGGACACAAUCAUCGCCCCAACAAUUGGCACCGCACCAUUGCGAAUUCAGCUUGACAGCAAAUCUACAGUUGGCAAUUUUCUCUCGCUUGUGCAAAACCAAAGUGCCUCAAUCAUGCCGCACGAGCAGUUUGGAGUUCAAAACAUCAAAGGAUUGAGCCAAGACUGCUGGGAAGCUUGUGAUUUUGAGUCACUUUUGGAUAUACAUCCCAUGGUUGGUCAUGUGCACUCCGACGCAGUCCUUGAACUUGAAAGCUCUCGAAAUAACUCUCAAGCAUUUCACACUCACCCGCUAGUGCUAACAUGCCGUCCGCACCAAAACAGUCUUGAUUUGGAAUGCGUGUUUGACGAGAGUAUGAUUGAUCAGACGCAAGCUUUGCAAAUGAUGCAUCAUUUUGCUCAUAUGCUGCAACAGCUCGUCCGAGUAGAUGGCGUUCAGUCUUCAACUCAAUUAGCCACCGAAGGCACAGUGGCAGAUCUGGAACGUAUUUCUCCAUUCGACAAAGCACUGGUUCAUCAGUGGAAUUCCUCUGAAUACUGCGCUGUUCCAAGUUUCAUUCAUGAGAAGGUGCGAGCACAGGUGAUGUUGGAUCCCAACCGUUCGGCGAUCGAGGCCUGGGAUGGAAAUUUCACGUAUGGGGAGCUUGAUAUCUUAUCGUCAAGAUUGGCUGUUUACCUGCAAAACAUUGGAGUCGAUGAAAAGCCCAUCAUACCGCUCUGCUUCAGUAAGUCGGCAUGGGCCGUCGUUGCUAUGCUUGCAGUCCUCAAAGUUGGUGGAGCUUACGCCGCUCUCGAUCCAUCGCACCCUCCAGAGAGGCUUAGAACGAUGGUUAAACAUACGAAAGCGACAAUUGUGCUGGUGGGAAAGGAACACGCGGCAAUGUUUGACGGCCAGGUCAAGCAUGUCGUUGUUCUUGAUGACCUGCUCUUGGCAGAACUCCCUCAGUCUCCAAUCAAGCUGACCUUCAAAACCACUCUUGAUCCUCAGGAUGCGGCGCUGAUUGUAUUCACCUCUGGCUCCACCGGUAUCCCCAAAGGAGUCGUUCUGCAGCAUGACGCGUUCUGCACACUCGCCGACGGAAUGGCUGCAGAAAUGAACUUUAGCGCAGAUAGUCGAGUCCUACAGUUCGCCGCAUAUGCCUUCGACGUCAGCAGCAGCGAAAUAUUUCUAACAUUGAUGCAUGGUGGAUGCUGCUGCAUUCCUAGCGACGCAGACCGCCUGAGCAAUCUCGCCGGUGUCAUUGCAAAUUUCAGAAUCAACUGGCUCUAUCUCACGCCAACAGUUGCAAACCUUGUGUUGCCUGAAGAUGUCAAGAAUGUUAAAACUCUUGUUCUCGGAGGCGAGGCUGCUAGGCAGGAGCUCAUUGAUAGAUAUGCCAAUCGUACUUGCUUGAUCAACAGUUACGGGCCCGCCGAAGGUACUAUCUGGCCAUCAAUGGCCAAGUUCAGCCCAAGCUCAUCGCCCUCAGAUAUCGGGUCCGGAACACGGUGCCACAUGUGGCUGGUGGAUCCAAAUAAUCACGAUCAGCUUGUGCCGAUUGGAGUACCGGGCGAGAUACUGUUGGAGGGUCCUAUGGUUGCCCGCGGGUAUCUCUUUGACGAAGCCAAGACGAAGGCAGUUUUUAUUGAUCCGCCAAAAUGGGCUACGCCCCGACGAGAUGGACUUCGACGCAGGUUUUAUAAGGUUGGCGAUAUGGCUCGACAGAAAGCGGAUGGGACUCUGAUCUUCUUGGGUCGAAAAGACACGCAAGUCAAGCUACGAGGUCAACGAAUAGAGCUCGGCGAGAUUGAAUUCCGCAUUGCCAAAAACUCUCCAACUAUCAAGGCUGCCGCAGUCGAGGUUGCUAAUCUAAACGGGCACUCGCAAGUCCUAGUAGCUUUCAUUAACUUCUCAAGCAAUGUGGACAUAUGCUAUGACAACAACAUUGGCGCAGUAACAACUUCUUUACGCAAUGAUUUGAUAGCUCUGCAGGAGAGCCUCUCGAAGCAUUUGCCGCCUUAUAUGAUACCCUCGUUUUACGUCCCCCUCGAGCAAUUACCAAAGACAUUAUCCCAAAAACUAGAUAGACGCGCUCUAAGGACCUUGUUCGAAAACAUUCCGCGAUCUAGCCUGAAAGACCAUUCGCUUUCAUUUCAUUCCACAAGAAAACCAUCUUCGCCUCUAGAACGACAAGUGCAGUCACUUUGGGCUAGCAUACUAAAUAUUAAGCCCCAAGACAUUGGUAUGAAUGAUAGUCCUAUGAGACUGGGUGCUAACUCCAUGACGGCGAUCCAAGCUUCCACGUUGGCAAGAAAAGAAGGUUUGAAUAUGCCAGUGCCUACAAUCCUUCGUGCAAAAAGCUUAGCCGAAAUAUGCGAUGCUACUUCUCCGAUUAGACAUCUGGAAGAACAGCCAUUGCAACCAUUUAGCCUUCUCGAAAAGAGAAAGGAGCCGGACUUCCAAAUACUCAUGGCUGAUAUCGAGAACCAAUGCAAUGUCAUUCAGACCCAAAUCGAGGAUGCAUACCCCUGCACGCCUCUACAAGCAGGAAUGAUCUUACACUCGGAGAACCGGCCAGGCUCCUAUGUUACACAGCGAAUAUUCCCACUUGACCCAGAAAUUGACAUUGAUGGGUUCAAAACCGCUUGGAACAAUGUUGCCAAAGUCUGUGACAUUCUCCGGACUCGUAUAGUCUCAUCGGAGGCGUGGGGCCUAGUGCAGACGGUUUUGGACGAGACAAUUGUUUGGGCCGAGACAAAAGAUCUCCAGACUUACCUUCACAACGAUCGACACUUGGCUUUUGACUUUGGAGCUCCACUUAUGCGGUUUUGUAUUGCCGAACAACGUGAUAAUGCGGUUCGUCAAUUCAUCUGGACAACUCAUCACGCUGUAUACGAUGGCUGGACGAUAAAUCUCCUCUUGCACCUAGUAGACCAACAAUACCACAAGGGCUCCAUCCCGUCGCCGCCUCGAUUUGCCGCGUUUAUACAAAACAUUCUUUCCGCUAAUCAAUCUGAGGCAGCUACAUAUUGGGCACAGCUGUUGAAUGGUUUUGUACCUCCACGUUCCCAGUUGGCUAAAUCAUCGAUUGAGAAGAGCCCGCUGCCGAAGAUUGUGAAGCUCUCUAUUGAAGAUUUUGGUACAGGGCAAUGUCCAGUCACUGGGCCUUCGUUAAUUCGAGCUGCCUGGGGUCUUCUGCUUGGAAACUACUACGACUCACGAGAUGUUACGUUUGGAACCGUCACCAACGGUCGCAGCGCCGCAGUCACUGGAAUCAUGGACCUGUGUGGCCCUACAAUGUCCAUCAUCCCAACGAGGGUCAAGAUUAAUGAUGAAAUGAACCUGCAUUCGUUGCUUAUGGAUAUUCAGAACCAAGGUCUCGAGGCAAUGCCGUUUGCGCAGCACGGCAUGCAGUAUAUCCAAAGAAUCGAUCCUAGCACACGAGCUGCAUGCCAAUUUGAGACCCUGCUCGACAUUGACAUUCAGAGCGACAAAGCCGUUCCGAAGAUCUUCAGCUCUGAAGAACGCUCAGGGAAUCUGGAGGCUUUUCAUACUUAUGCCAUUGUCUUGAGUGCUAGAAUCGUUAGCGGCAGGCUCGAGUUUGAAAUGGAAUUUGAUUCUCGUCGAGUCUCGGAAGGUCACAUACAUGGCAUCCUGGGGGGCUUGGACCGGCUAAUCCAGCAGCUAAAACACAGCUCAGACACGUCAAGUGUUGGUGCUCUGAAGGCGACUCUGGAAGGCGAAACCGGAACCCCGGAACCUAAUUUGACACAGAGUGUCGCUUCCCUCCCGCCCCAGCAGGAAGCGGCUCUAAGCAACCUGGGUGAAAAACCGAUAGAACGUCACUUCCACUUGGAAAUUAAGUUACAUGAGCUUCUUUCCAAGGUAUUACAGGUAGAUCCGGCCGAAAUUGGAAUCCACGAUCAUUUCAUAGCAAUGGGAGGCGAUUCAAUAAGCGCCAUGCAUCUUGCCUCUUUAGCACGUCGCAAUGGCAUUCUCUUGAGGGCAUCAGAUGUAUUUCGCCACCCAACGAUAUAUAGUAUGGCUCAACAAUGCUCAAAAUCAAUGAUAGACUCAACAGUCGACAUUGCGCAAGGCCAAAACCCGACAGCACGACCACGGGAUGACGCCGUUCGAAGGCACGUCUCGACAAGCUUAAAGAUACCUAUGAACGACAUCCAAGACGUCGUUCCAGCAACGGACUUUCAAAACUGGGCUGUUGCUGGCGACCUGAUGAAAAGUCGAGGAUGGAGCAACUACGUCAUCAUAACUUUUUCUUCUCCUCUCAAUAAAGAAAAACUCCUCACAGCGUUCAACACUGUGAUUACACGCAAUGCGAUUUUGCGAACUGCAUUCGUAGCGUUCGGUUCGCAAAUUCUUCAAAUUGUGCGAAGAGAACCAUAUGUAAAGCACGAGCACGUCCUCCGGAAUGCCGAUGUUCAACAAGAAAUCCAUGCCUGGGUCGACUCCAUGAUUGCCAAUGGUCAAGUUUCAGCGAUCAGCGAGGGUAGUGUACGCAUGAUGACCGCCGGCCCUACUAGCGAGAGUGUCUGCGCGCUUGCGAUGACGCUUUCUCACGCUCAAUCCGAUGCAACGUCUUUAUCACACAUCGGGUCAGACCUAUCCGACGCCUUUGACGGUCGCGUGCUGCCGACUCGUCCAAGCUUUUCCAUUUUUGCAGCAAAGAUAGGCAACACAGAGCCGCAAACAGAAGCCGAAUGUUUCUGGCGAACGGAGCUGCAUCGUGCACACAUGACGAAGAUAACACAGCUCUCACCUCCAAGUCAUUCGUAUCAAUAUCCUGUCGCCAAGACUUAUAAACGAACAAUCCCGACUCCAGAAGGCCGAAAGCAUACUUUUGCGACCGCUUUGAAAGCUGCCUGGGCUCUUACACUGGCCAAGUAUACCAAGCAGAACGAUGUCGUGUUUGGCCAUCUAGUGUCCGGUAGAACGCUUCCUAUCUCGGGCGUGGAGGACAUGGUUGGGCCCUGCGUUAACAUCGUUCCUGUGAGAAUACGGAUUCGCCCUAGCAUGACAGCCGAGAAUCUCCUAGAAACAAUCCAAGACCGCUAUCUUGCUUCGAUGCCUCACGAAACUCUGGGUUUGAAUCGUAUUGUGGAAGCUUGCACAGCGUGGCCACGGUCUACACGAUACAGCUCGAUCUUGCAGCAUCAGAAUAUUGACGACGUUCCCUCAUUAACGUUUGAUAAUGGGAAGACCGAGGCCAAUGUGAGCCUUCGAUGCCCUUCACAUGAUUCUACGGAUAUAUGGGUUAUCUCUAUUCCCAAGGGCAAUACGAUUGAAGUCACUCUAAGUUGUAACGAUAACCUUGUCUCGCCCUAUGAGGCUCAGAGUCUCCUGGGAAGUCUUGUUCAGAAGAUAGCCAUGUUUACGUCCGAUGAUGCUUGCAUAGUAAUUGCUCAGGAUAAAGUCGAACAGGAACGUGACGAAACGUGCAGUUUGCCUCGAGAGCGUGAUGAAUUGCAGCUGGUCAUCGACGGCGGAGUCCGCUUGGGAGGACAGGAACCCAGCUUAAUACACAAGGUUCGAGGCAUUUGGCAAAACGUCUUAUACACUAGCGCUGAAGAGGUUGAUGAUAUCUCUCCAACAACGCCAUAUUAUGAAAUACGCGGCGGCCAUGCAGCUACAGUGCUAUUGCUAGCACAGUACAGAGCUCAAAUUGCCUCAGACAUUACAAUGGAAGAGGUCAUCGAUCAUCCAACUCUAGAAGGCCACGCUCGACUUCUUCUUGCAAAGCAAAAGACAAAAGGGCUUGAGUCGAGGAGUAGCUAG
Trichoderma gamsii is the source of this 10215-nucleotide messenger RNA. RefSeq lists its product as hypothetical. Bases 1 to 10215 code for a protein of 3404 amino acids. NCBI's taxonomy places the organism in Eukaryota, Fungi, Ascomycota, Sordariomycetes, Hypocreales, Hypocreaceae. Gene Ontology annotation, cellular component: cytoplasm. Gene Ontology annotation, molecular function: phosphopantetheine binding; catalytic activity. The transcript has a single exon. The record is from RefSeq and is a predicted model, not a curated record. Gene Ontology annotation, biological process: secondary metabolite biosynthetic process; amino acid activation for nonribosomal peptide biosynthetic process.